This is a messenger RNA of Trichoderma reesei QM6a, 408 nucleotides long. RefSeq lists its product as uncharacterized. Lineage: Eukaryota; Fungi; Ascomycota; Sordariomycetes; Hypocreales; Hypocreaceae. The transcript has a single exon. The annotation marks the transcript as partial. The record is from RefSeq and is a predicted model, not a curated record.
GAUGACAGCGUACGGAAAUUUGGACUUGCUGAUAUCCCUCUGACCUUUGAGCCUCAGGUAACUGGGCCGGCGCUGGAGUUUGAGGCCCGCCAACUUCCCGACAACAACGGCUGCUACAUGGCGCAGAGAUGGAGGCCGGGAGGCGUGGCUCUGCCCAAGCCGCUCAAGGCAGGGCAGGAAUCUGUGCCACAGCUGGUUCACUUGAAGAAGAUGCGCCAUGCAAUUAUCACUGCCGAAGCGAGCUCUCAUUCCAUGUUCGACUGGGCUACUGUGCUGUUCAUGCGACAGGCCGGUGUGACGGUGGACCACAUCGAUCUGGCCAAGUUUGGUAUUCGGGGCAACGGGCAUCUAAUGUUCCUUGAGACCAACAGUGAUGAUAUUGCUGGGAUUGUGGCUAACUGGAUCGAG